AUGAAGAUUGGUAUACUUCCUUACCAGUCUCAAGAUAUUGCUUAUGGUCCGUCUGACAACCAGUUGAGGCCCCCAUGGCCCAUUUUCCAAGAGACCCAUGAGAUCUCUGAUGGACAAGAGAAAUUCGAAAAACCUGAAGAUAUGCCCCUGAACAGACGAAAUUUUGUAUACAGGCCCUGUGGUGCCAAUCCAUUUUUCAAAGAACUGGGGUACUGUUGUUCAGAAUACCCAUUUGCCAAACCUGGGAUGAAUCUUAUGGACAGAUCCGAUGGUGUAUCAUUGAAUCGAGGCAAUAACGAAUGUGUUAGUGUAUCCAAUUCAAUGGGGUGGCGUACAGCCAGAUGUGAUGUUUGCAUUAAGGAAGGAUUGACCUACUGGGAAGUAGAAGUUGUGCAAGGCGGUACCCCAUCAGGAUUUGACACUGGUCAUUCUUUCCAGAAACGCAAGGAUAUAAUAAAUGAGACUCCCCAUGUGAGACUGGGUAUAUCUAAACGUGAGGCAUCCCUAGAAUCACCUGUUGGAUUCGAUUCAUACGGCUAUGCCAUCAGAGAUACAUCUUUAGAGUCAAUUCACGAAGGUAAGGUUGCACAAUCACUGGGGACACACAGUUUGAAGCCAGGAGAUAGACUAGGAUUUCUACUGCAGUUACCUAGCUGUCAGACCCAAGUCGACCAAGCUAAAGAGUAUACCCAAAGAAGGUUAGAUGCACUUGUGCAGAGUACUAAGAACACUUACCAAGACCACGAACAGCCAAAAAAGAGAUCAAAGACUACCAAUAAAAACUUCCAAAUCGCUCUCUUAGCAGAUAUUGAUCAUAGUAAUGUUGUUAGAGAUCACAUUGCCAUUCGUUACAAAAACCAAUUGUUUUUUGAAGCUACAGAUUAUGUGAAGACUACAAAACCGGAAUACUAUUCAAGUGAUAAAAGAGAAAGGCAAGAUUAUUACCAAUUAGAAGAUUCAUUUCUUGCCGUCUAUUUGAAUGGCGAACCCCUAGGCGAAGCUUUUAGAGAUUUGAAACCUUUCCUACCACCAUUUAGCGAAUUACAAUACAACGAAAAAUUCUACUUUGGUUAUUGGAAAAAUGGUGUUGAUGAUCCUGGUCAUAAUGCAAAGCGUACUGGUAUCUUGUUGAGAAACAAGUACGUGAAUAAUAACAAGCUGGGCUACUACCCAACCAUCAGCUGCUUCAAUGGAGGGACAGCUCGUAUCAUUACAACAAAACAAGAUUGUAAAUAUUAUGAUCAGCUAAACAAGCCAGCAAAAUUGUUAGAAGAACUUUUUGACGAACAGAUUGCGGAGGAUGUCGUCUGGGAUAUAAUAGAUGAAAUUGAAGAAGAGUUCUCAGACAAAGGCAGUGGUUAA
Molecule: messenger RNA, 1362 nt
Organism: Zygosaccharomyces rouxii
Lineage: Eukaryota; Fungi; Ascomycota; Saccharomycetes; Saccharomycetales; Saccharomycetaceae
Gene: BRE2
Product: Bre2p
Exons: 1
Coding region: 1-1362 (453 amino acids)
Cellular component (GO): Set1C/COMPASS complex
Molecular function (GO): transcription cis-regulatory region binding; protein binding
Source: RefSeq, a predicted model, not a curated record